AUGGCAGGAGGAGCUAUUUCUUGGAAGAGUGUUAAACAGACUCUUACAGCUACUUCUACCAUGGAAGCAGAGUAUGUCGCUUGUUAUGAGGCUACUUGUCAAGCUGUGUGGCUUAAAAAUUUGAUUUCUGGCUUUCAUGUUGUUGAAAGUAUUUCUAGGCCACUUGUGAUAUAUUGCGACAAUACUGCUGCUGUGCAUUUCUCUCAAAACAAUAGAAGUUCUACUCGCUCAAAGCAUUUUGAUAUAAAAUUUCUAUUUGUUAGAGAGAAAGUUUUGGAUUCUCAGACUCGAAUUGAGUAUAUUGCUACAGAAAAUAUGUUAGCAGAUCCAAUGACUAAAGGCUUAGCUAUUGGAAUUUUUCAAAAUCAUAGCUCUGAGGGGAAGUGCAACGACAAAGUUGUGAAAGAAGUGGUGAGCCAAAUAAGAGAUGUGGCCCACAACGCUGAGGAUGUGGUUGACACCUACAUCACCAAUGUCACCAAACACAGAACCAGAAACAUGCUGAGCAAGUUAUUCCACUUCAAAGAACGAUUCAUGGUACUUCACAAAGUCAAUGCUGAGAUAGAGAGGAUCAGGAGUCACAUUGAUGAGAUUUACAAGAACAAAGAGAGAUAUGGCAUUGGAGAAGGCGAGUUCCCAAGCGAAGAAGCUGAGUCACUCCGCAAAAGGAGGAGGGAUGUGGAGGAAGAAGAUGUGGUGGGCUUAGUGCAUGACUCCAGCGUUGUGAUCAAACAACUCACGGUGAGUGAUUCAUGUAGUGAAGUUGUUUCCAUAAUUGGGAUGGGUGGGUUGGGGAAAACCACUCUUGCUCGAAAGAUCUAUAACAAGAGUGAAGUGAAGGAGUUGUUUACUUGUCGUGCAUGGGGUUAUGUGUCCAAUGAUUAUAGAGCGAGGGAGCUUCUGUUAAGCCUUCUCAAGUGUUUGCUAUCCACGUCUGAAUAUAAUGAUUUAUUCAAGAAAGCAACAGAUGAAGUUGGAGAUUUGAGUGAGGGAGAGUUAAGGAUGAAAGUGGCAGAAUGCUUGAAGGGAAAGAAAUACUUGGUAGUGCUUGAUGACAUUUGGAAAACCCAAGUUUGGGAUGAGGUAAAAACUGCCUUUCCAGAUGACAAAAACGGUAGCAUAAUACUGAUAACAAGUCGUAUAAAUGAGGUGGCACACUAUAUAGGAACAACGCCCCCCUACUACCUUCCCUUCCUUAGUAAAGAUGAAAGUUGGGAACUCUUCUCUAAGAAGGUGUUUCGUGGCAAACAAUGCCCUUCUAAUCUACUUCCUCUGGGUAGAACCAUUGUCGAAAGCUGUGGGGGUUUACCACUUGCCAUAGUUGUUUUGGCAGGACUUGUUGCCAAGAAAGAGAAGUCAGAAAGAGAGUGGAAGAGAAUCAAGGAAGUGAGUUGGCAUCUUACACAGGACAAGACUGAAGUGAUGGAUAUACUGAAGCUCAGCUACGACAACUUGCCUCAAAGGUUAAAGCCAUGCUUUCUGUAUUUUGGAAUCUAUCCUGAAGACUAUGAGAUCAGUGCAAGGCAAUUGAUCCAACUAUGGACAGCUGAAGGGUUUAUACAAACACAAGAAAUUGGAAUCCCGAGUUCAGUAGAGCUAGAAGACAUUGGUGACUACUACUUGGAUGAGCUGGUGGAUCGCAGCCUUGUGCAAGUGGCAAGCAGAAGGAGUGAUGGCGGCGUCAAGACGUGUCGGAUUCAUGAUCUUGUUCGUGACCUUUGCAUAUUAGAGAGCAAAUCCAAUAAGUUUUUGGAGGUUUGCACUGAGGUAAAUGUUGAUACUCUAUCCUUGAGAAAUCCACGUAGGUUGUCCUUGCAAUGCAAAGCACGGUCUAGUAUCUGUACAAAAAAAUUUAAUCAAUCGUACACUCGUUCCUUGUUCUUCUUUUCUGAAACUUUGCACACACGGGGUAUUCCAAAGAGCAUCAAGAAUGCUCGUGUGGUUUACUCAAAAUCCAAAGGAGCAAUGAGUUAUUCAUUACAUAGUACUUUUAAUACAAUGAUCCAUCUGAGGUAUUUGAGAAUAGACACAGGUGUCAGCCACAUUCCAGCUUCUAUAGGAAACCUUAGGAAUUUAGAAACGCUAGAUAUAAGAUACAAAGAGACUGUCUCCAGUGAAAUUUGGAAGCUGAAGCGACUGAGACAUCUUUAUUUGAGAGGGGGUGCAAAGUUACCAGAAGUAGAUAGAGAAAAAAAGGUGAAUCUUCAAACUCUUUGGUUAAGGGCUUUUGAUCGACAAAUGGUGACCAUGUUGAACAAGGACAUGUUUUUCAAUGAGAUAUUUCCCAGGUUGAGAAAAGUAGUUUUGCACUAUCCAUUUCAUCGUCCUUCACAUGAACAAUUACCGAUUGUAAGGUUACCAAGCUUGCACCACCUAAGCAAUCUCCAUAGCCUAAAAAUAAUUGACUUUCUAGAACUUCCACAAGAUGCAAAUGCCUUUCCAUCACAUCUCACCAAGAUAACAUGGAAACAAAUACAUGUCAGCAAUGACUUCUCUUUGAUGAAUACUCUAGGAUGGCUUCCCAACCUGCAAAUUUUGAAAAUGGGAAGGCAAUGCUCUCAAGUCUUGUUCGACCUCAAUGUUGGCGGAGGAGAGUUCCCUCAGCUUCAAGUAUUUCAAAUGAGGGGAAUGAAAGUCAGAAGGUGGAAAUUAGACAAAAGUGCAAUGCCAUAUCUUCAACAUCUUCUCAUUGAAAGCUGUGAAUAUUUGAAUGAUCUUCCCGAAGAACUCUGGAACUUGAAUACCUUAAGAGAAGUGCAUGCUUUGUGGCCCUCUGAAAGAUUGGCGCACAUACUCCAAAAUGUGAAGUUAAAGAAUGCUUGUAAGCUCAUAAUCUCUCAUGCUCCUCCAAGUGGUCAAUCGGAUCAGAUUUCACUGACAGAUUCUUUCUCAGUUGAUAGUUGA
Cajanus cajan (pigeon pea) is the source of this 2904-nucleotide messenger RNA. The record is from RefSeq and is a predicted model, not a curated record. Lineage: Eukaryota; Viridiplantae; Streptophyta; Magnoliopsida; Fabales; Fabaceae.